Pelodiscus sinensis (Chinese soft-shelled turtle) is the source of this 2528-nucleotide messenger RNA. RefSeq lists its product as uncharacterized. The record is from RefSeq and is a predicted model, not a curated record. NCBI's taxonomy places the organism in Eukaryota, Metazoa, Chordata, Testudines, Trionychidae.
CUCUGGGCACUCAGACCCAGCUCUGGCAGCACCAUGAAGUCAGGGGGCCUCUUUCUCCUCCUGGGGCUCGUCACCCUCUGGACAGCACUACAGGGGGCACCUACAGAAAGGAUCUCACACGCAACUUCUCCUGUCUUUGCUGUUGACCCAGGAAAGGACGUAGCAAAAGAUGUGCCCGAAGCAGAACCUGGAUUGAGUGAAAACCCUGCAACUGUUGCAAAAGAGUCUGGCGCCGGAGGUGAUGGCUCUGAUGGGACGGAUAUUCGCACUUAUGAGAAUGAUGACUCUGAUGGGGAUGAGGAGGACUCCCACCUGCGAGUCGGUGGUUCUGAUGUGGGAGAUUCCAUGGGGAACAACAACUUCGAUGGAGCUGAUGCUGAUGCUGGCCUAAGGGAUGGUGGCUCAGAUGAGGCCGAUGAGUUUGAUGGGGAAGAUGAUUCUAAUGUGAGACGUAUUCGCUCUUAUGACGAUGUUGUUGGGUACGAUGACUUUGACGGGGGAGAUGACUAUGCUGACUUGCAGGAUGAUGAUACCGAUGACUUUGACGGGGGAGACGACGAUUCUGACUUGCAGGAUGACGGCGCCGAAGGGGACGAAGAUCUAGAUGGGGGAGACGAUGAUUCUGACUUGCAGGAUGACGGCGCCGAAGGGGAUGAAGACCUUGACGGGGGAGACGACGAUUCUGACUUGCAGGAUGACGGCGCCGAAGGGGAUGAAGACCUUGACGGGGGAGACGACGAUUCUGACUUGCAGGAUGACGGCGCCGAAGGGGAUGAAGACCUUGACGGGGGAGACGACGAUUCUGACUUGCAGGAUGACGGCGCCGAAGGGGAUGAAGACCUUGACGGGGGAGACGACGAUUCUGACUUGCAGGAUGACGGCGCCGAAGGGGAUGAAGACCUUGACGGGGGAGACGACGAUUCUGACUUGCAGGAUGACGGCGCCGAAGGGGAUGAAGACCUUGACGGGGGAGACGACGAUUCUGACUUGCAGGAUGACGGCGCCGAAGGGGAUGAAGACCUUGACGGGGGAGACGACGAUUCUGACUUGCAGGAUGACGGCGCCGAAGGGGAUGAAGACCUUGACGGGGGAGACGACGAUUCUGACUUGCAGGAUGACGGCGCCGAAGGGGAUGAAGACCUUGACGGGGGAGACGACGAUUCUGACUUGCAGGAUGACGGCGCCGAAGGGGAUGAAGACCUUGACGGGGGAGACGACGAUUCUGACUUGCAGGAUGACGGCGCCGAAGGGGAUGAAGACCUUGACGGGGGAGACGACGAUUCUGACUUGCAGGAUGACGGCGCCGAAGGGGAUGAAGACCUUGACGGGGGAGACGACGAUUCUGACUUGCAGGAUGACGGCGCCGAAGGGGAUGAAGACCUUGACGGGGGAGACGACGAUUCUGACUUGCAGGAUGACGGCGCCGAAGGGGAUGAAGACUUUGAUGGGGAUAGUGAUAAUUUUGAGUUUUGAGGGGAAUUUCUUCAGACCCCACUGACCUUGACACAGAACCUAUCAGAUCAUCUUGCAAAAUAUUCCUUCUACAUCACUUAAAGAGCCUCGCUUUCCUGUGUGAUUUUUCCAGCUCUCCCUUUUCUUUUACUAGUGGUUGCCUGGGAACAUGCUGCCUCAUCGAUGAUGGGGUUACUGGUCAGGGAUCAGUCUCUGGGUGAAGGAAACCAGUGAUCAGGGAUCUUUUCUCUGGCCUGAGGAAGGUGCAUUGGGGUUCUCUCUCUGGGCUCUCACUCCAAGCUCGUCACUGUAGUGUCUGAGCACUUUGGGUCAGAUUCCAGCUCAUUUUAUUCUUGAAAUAAAUUUUCUUUCUUAUUGAAUCUUUCCUGAUGGGUUGCCUGGCCUCUGCGCUGAUGUCCUCCACUCCCAGCAGUGUUCCAGGUUCAGGCCAAUUCUUCUGAAAUACCUGUCCCAUCGCACGGUGCAUCCAGAUCCAUUCCCUCCAGACCGUGUAGGCUGGGGCUGGCGCCAGUGCUCUCAUCUGGGAGAUGAAAUUCGGAGUAGAAGGAAAGCUCUUUUACUUAAUUCCCCUUUUACUGUGGCUUCCUCUGCAUAGGUCAGCCAGACCUUCUGCUAAGAGUGAUCGUAGCUUUGGUUUAAUGUCUGAUACCGCCUCUGCUGGUGCCCUAUGGAGUAAAUGGGAUGAACGAGUCAAGGGACUUUUCCAUCUCUAAUUUCUGGGACUUUCUUUUCCAAUGGACUGUAUUCACUGAGGGACAACCUGUCCUCAAUUCUCAGCUACUGAGGGUGCACUGCACUUACUGCUACUGUCAGUACAACCACUAGUGAGGGAGAUACCAAAACAUUUGGAUGCUAAUAUCUAAACUGAAUCCUUACAUUUGUUAACCAUAAUUGGGGAUAUAGCAGAUUACGUACUAUAUUGAUGUGAUGGAUUUUAAGCCAAAUUUUGUACCUUGGGAUAAUUUGCGCAUUCCACCCAGACGUACAGAUGCUCUGCCCUUAACCUGUGUAUCAGAUCAUUUUAACAUGAAUGUUAAUAAAAUCUUUAAAUCUGA